Hippocampus comes (tiger tail seahorse) is the source of this 3200-nucleotide messenger RNA. RefSeq names its product tyrosine kinase, non-receptor, 1 (gene tnk1). Lineage: Eukaryota; Metazoa; Chordata; Actinopteri; Syngnathiformes; Syngnathidae. Gene Ontology annotation, molecular function: protein tyrosine kinase activity; ATP binding. Bases 431 to 2623 code for a protein of 730 amino acids. The record is from RefSeq and is a predicted model, not a curated record. Gene Ontology annotation, biological process: protein phosphorylation. The transcript is spliced from 14 exons.
CAGGAGAACACCUUUCCAAAGCCGAGGGAUAUUCAUGUAGCUCCUAUAACGCUUGUUUUAGGUGAGUCAUGACCGGAAAAAGGCAUGCUUGGUCCCGGAAAUGAAAAAAAAAAAAGACUCCUAGACAGGUACGUUCUCGAGUCUCUGUCGCUUGUUGUUGACUCGCUCCAAAGUGGAACCGAACGACCUCCAAGUGACGUUUUAGCGAGGAUUUUUUUUUUCUCUCUAUGAAAAGAAAGACCAAAUUUGUGGGAUCGUGACGCCUUUUCGAGGACUUUCCAAAGAUUUGUGUGGUGGAGGGGGAACAUGUCGUCUGGCGUCAAGGUGUGUGUUGGGGGGUGACAACGAGCUGUGAGCAAUAUCCUUUACAAAUCCUUCCGCCAUUGUCCACCGGCUGCCCGGUUCGAGUCCAAGCUCCCACCGCCCGCCGAUGGAGCAGGACACGCAAUGGUUGUAUCAACUAUUGGCCGACGUGCAGCUGGAGAAGUUCUACCUGCGCGUCCGCGACGGCCUCAACAUCACGCGCAUCGAGCACUUCGCCUAUGUCAAGGAGGGCGACCUGGAGCAUAUCGGUAUCAGCAAACCCGCACAAAGAAGAUUAUGGGAUGCACUAAAACGCUACAAGACAUCCCGAAACUGGCGCUCGGGGGUGCCCAAGGGGCCGAGCGGCCGCGCACCCGACGGCAGCGGCGGCGGCGAGCAUAACCUGGAUGGCGGUAGCCGGGCGCUCCCCAGCCUCAUCCAGGACUGUGAGCUGGUUCUCGGGGAAAGGCUGGGCUCCGGCUCCUUCGGGGUGGUCAAGAAGGGGGAGUGGCACACGCCCACUGGAAGAGUUUUGCCCGUUGCAGUGAAAUCCCUGCGGAGCAGCAUGUCCCGUCAUGCAGAAACCUUGACGGACUUUUUACAAGAAGUCACCAGCAUGCAGUCGCUGGACCACCCGCAUAUCAUCCGACUUUACGGCGUGGUGCUCACGCAGCCCCUCAAAAUGGUGACCGAACUGGCCCCGUUGGGCUCGCUGUACGACACGUUACGCUCGCGUCAGUACGAGUACCCGUUGGCGCGCUUGUGGCUCUUCGCCUGCCAGAUCGCGGCCGGCAUGGACUACCUGGAGACGCGCCGCUUCAUACACAGGGACCUGGCGGCCCGCAACGUCCUGCUGGCGUCCAAGGAUAUGGUGAAGAUCGGCGAUUUCGGCCUCAUGAGGGGCCUGAGCCACGAUGCCGACCACUACAUCAUGUCGGCGCAUCGGCGCAUCCCCUUCGCAUGGUGUGCUCCAGAGAGUCUCCGCGUGGGCUCAUUCUCGCAUGCGUCCGACGUGUGGAUGUACGGCGUCACCCUGUGGGAGAUGUUCACGUACUGCGAGGAGCCGUGGUUUGGCCUGUCGGGAAGGCAGAUCCUGUGGCGGGUGGAGCGCGAGGGCGAGCGGCUGGAGAAGCCGCCCGACUCGCCGCAGGAGCUGUACGCCGUCAUGAGGAAGUGCUGGGCGUGUGAGCCGGCCGAGCGGCCCGACUUCGCCCGGCUCAUCGCCAUGGUGACCGAGGCCAAGCCCAUGGAGGUCCAGGCCGGCCGGGAGUUCUCCGAAGCCAGGAAACUGGCGCUGGCGCCCGGCGACCUCGUGACCGUCGUCGAGCACGGCCUGGAACACACCGAGUGGCGUGGCCAGAACCAGAGGACGCUCAACGUGGGCUGGUUCCCUCCUUGCGUCAUCAUGCCACCCAUUCCGCCGUCGGUCCCUCCCGUUGCGGUCGCUGCCGCCAACCCAGCGCCCAACCCCGCCUCCAAUUUCAUCUCGGCCCCGGUGAAGGGCAGCCUGCACCACGCGGCACACGGAGACGUCCAUGUGGAUCGUAGUUGGGGAUCGCCCGACAACUUGGAGGAAAGCAGUAGCAGCUGGAGGCAAGCCAGAGAGAAGGAGGGCUCCAAUCUGAUCAAAAUGUCAGGUAUUUCUCGAAGCCUGGAGUCGGUGUUGAGCGGUCGGCAGUCCCGGGCGCCUCCGCCGGCCGCCCUGGGCAGGCCAGCGGCUCCGGCGAUGGCGGCGCGCAGCGUGGUGAUGCAGCAGGAUGUCCGGCGUUUCAGCGAGGCCAGUGUCCUGCCGCCUCCCCGCCCACCACCGCCCAACUUCAAGCGCGCCAAUUGGAAGCCGCAGAGGAGGCCUACCGUGCACCCGAUCCCGGGCGCCGUCUGGCCGCCGCCACCACCUCCACCGGCGGGGGGCGCCAACCUGGUCAAAAUGGCCCAGCUGGCACGUUCCACACCUCAGCUGGACGAGCACGUGGACGGAAAAGAGCGGCUUCGCGAAAGGGAGAAGUCCUCUCCUGUGCACUACGCCCGAGACGCGCUCAUCUCGCAGGUGAUGGAGGCUGUGCACGGGGUGACCAUCGAGGAGGCUCACGGCGCACUCCAGCGGAAUGAAUGGAACCCGCUGCGGGCUGAGCAGCAACUCAAGAUGGAGCAGCUCUACUCACUGAGUCUGUGCUCGCGAGAGGACUGCUUGCGGAUCCUGUCCAGGUACCAGUGGAACCUGCAGCUAGCCAGCCGCUACCUCAUCCGCUGGUCGCGCGAUGACCGAUCGGCUUCGGGCGAGAGGGAGCGUGCGCAGCUUAGCGGCGAAAGACGGGUGUAAAAAUGCAUUGUCACUUUUCAAAAGACACUCACCGUUUCUUACACUUUUUUUUUUUUUUUUAAAUUUUAUACAUUUUUUAAAUAUUCUAUUCACACAUGUAUUACUGUUGAUGGGACACGUGUUCUUAUUUCCCUUUGUAAUUUGUUCUGUUGAAUAAAUUUGUUGUACAUUAUUCUCAUGAGAUUUGCGACCUUUUUCCACAAAAAAAAAAAAAAAGCUACCUGUGAGUUUACAAAUUUGUACGUACGAUGAUGACUUUUUUUCUUGCAAGACGAUAUUUUGUAUGGGUGCAAACUUUAGUACAACGUCUGAUAAAUUUAUGGCAUUCAUGUCAAUAUCGCUGACGACACACUGCCCCCCCCCCCACACCCCUGUAAUCAGCACCCCAGGUUAAGACGUGUUAAAUGCCUUGAAAUGAAAGCAGAAGCAUCCACACACUGAAAAUGGUCGAAGUUGUUUCCAUGGCCAUCUCAGUCCCCAGACCUCAACCCCAUUGUAAACCUGUGGCAGGGGGGGCUCAAGUGGAGAGGGAUGGUCCAAGAUCCCUUUUUCUGUAUUCUCCCAUCUUGUGAAACAA